UCUUGCGGAAAGAGAAUGAGCAACUAAACGAGGUCCAAGUGUUUCGAAUUAUUAAUAACCAUAACUUAGACCGCAAUUCGUUUAGUGAAUGUGCUAAAAACACGUCGCAUGUUCUACUCUCAACACUCGAGGAGAAAGAAACACCAGAGACGAAGAGUGAAGACGGAAAAAGAAGAAAAUAGUUAACUGUGGCCACCAAAGCGCAGUCGACGUCGACGUCGCGCUGCUGGCGUUGUUUAUUUGUUGUGGCUGUUUUUGCGUCUUUUUCAAGGCAAAAAGAAAAACAAUAAGCAGAACGCCAAUCUGCAAUUAAAGCUAAAUCUAAACACGCGUAACAACGGUAGCAUUCGUAAAGCUGCAUUCGCAGCCGCAACAGCAGCAUCAUCAUCAGCAGCAGAGCACGAGCAGCAGCAGCAGCAGCAAACAACAACAACAACUACAACUACAAAGAGCUGUUAACAUCGACGUCGGCCGAGCUCUGACAGCGAGCAAAGAAAGGAAAACCGAAAACCAGAGAAGGCGAAGAACGCCUCAAAAGAAAGUGAAGUGAAGUGAAGUAAAGUGCGAAACACACCAUACUGACACACGCACACAAACAAACGAAAGCAGAAACUCGACUUUUCAGGCCUAGUAAAGUAGCGUAGCUCUGCCGCUACGAUUGCAACGGUAUUUGUAUUUUUUUUUGUCAGUUGAAAUUUGUUUUAUUUUAUUUUAAUUUUUUUUUUUCGUUUCGUUUCUCGCCUUGUUCACGCGGCACGUGUGCGAAUAUUUUGUACACUUUCGGUGUUUUUUUUUUUUUGUUCGUUUCGUCUGCACAAAACAAAGUGAAUACUUGUUGCGGAGUGCCACGCCCUCCCCUCUACUCUCAGUCGCCCGCGAUCCAUAGCAGCGGCUGAGCGCCAGAGCCUGCGUCCGCGCCCGUUUCCCGUUCCCGUGCAAGCGCCAGAGUGAGAGGUAAAACACACGCAAGACACAACAGAGAUGGCUAACCAGCAGCUUCUCGCUUUGAUGGCCUCUGCCGUCGGUGGCGGCCAGAACAACACGCCGCGUGCCUUGUACGAUCUAUCGCUUCAGGCCCUUAUUGGCAGCAUGGACACCAAGGUGCCGGCCCUGGACAGGAUCAGUCGUUUGCCGGAGUUGCCGCGCAACCUGCUCAUCGAUGCCUACGAAAUGAUGUCACAGCAGGAAUCGUUGAAGGAUACACUCCUGGAGGAGCUGUCCUGCCUGGAUGUGUUCUUGCGUCUCGUUCGCUAUGCCCCAGCCCGCAGCAAACUGUUGCGCAUUGUUGCUUCAUUGAUGGCCAGCAAUAAGCUGCUUGCCAGCCGCCUGGCCGAGGCCUUUGUCACCCGCUACAGUCUCCAGAGCGAACAGGAAGAAACGGAUCAGGAUCAGGAGCAACAGCAGCAGCAGCAGCAGCAGUGGCUUAGCCAGAACUUGAAUCAGAAGCAGAAUGAGGAGAGACAAAAUUCACUGCAGGAUUGCAGUAUGCAUAUAUAUGAUGGAGAGGAUCAUACUAACAACAGUGCCUGUGCAGCAAGUGGAAGGAUUGCAGGCGAUGAGGAAACCCAAAGCAAACAUAAUGUGAUCGAUCCCGCCGCUCCUGCCGAUUCCGCCUUAGAGGAGCUGCCCGCCGAGGAGCUUCAGGCCAUUGAUCUGGGCCUGCGCCUUGGCUCCUUCCUAUCAGAGGCAGGUUGGAUGCAGGAGAGCAUAACUGUAUUGUCGUGCCUCAAUGCCAGACUGAAGCACCUGCCGCGCCACAAACAUUGGCUCGUUAUGCGCCUGGACUGCCUGCAGCGCCUUCUGUAUGCCGAAUCGGCGCACUGCAAUUUUAAGCUGGCGAAACGCACCUAUGACGAGCUGAUCUUACUAAAUCCCCUGUUAAAUAGCAAGGUGCCGCAAGAGCUGAUUGCCAUGACCUAUAGCCAGAUAUCGGUCAUGUAUUUUGUCCGCCAUGAGUACAACUUUAGCCACAAGUGGAGCGGCCUGGCCAUGCGUAUGCUCCAAGUGUCUGCACCGCCGCGCAUUGCCAUCGAUGUGCUGCGCCAGGCGGCCAAGGCCUGUGUGGUUAAGCGGGACUUUGCCCGGGCCAAUUUGCUCAUCUGCCAGGCACUGCGACGGGCUCGCGCACACUUUGGUCCAACGCAUCAGAAAUACGGUGAUACCCUCCUGGAUUACGGCUUCUUUCUGCUGAAUGUGGACUCUGUAUUCCAAUCGGUGAAUGUCUACAAGGAAGCCCUGGCCGUCCGUCGCGGCAUCUUUGGCAACAUGAACUUUCAUGUGGCUAUCGCUCAUGAGGAUUUGUCGUAUGCCUACUAUGUCCAUGAAUAUAGCACCGGUGACUUUAGUUGUGCCCAGGAUCAUGUGGAUAAGGCUGUGAACAUUAUGAAGAAUCUAGUGCCGAGUAAUCAUCUCAUGUUGGCAUCGGCAAAGCGUGUGAAGGCUUUGUUGCUGGAGGAAAUUGCGUUGGAUAAGAUGGCCGAUGGUAUGGAUGAGGAGGAUUUGCUAUUGCAAUCAGAGGAGCUGCAUAACUUUGCCCUUCUCCUGUCGCUGGAAACAUUCGGUGAGGUGAAUGUACAGACGGCCAAGCACUAUGGAAAUCUGGGGCGGUUGUAUCAAACCAUGAAUCGAUUCGAGGAAGCCGAACGUAUGCAUCAGAAGGCGAUCAAAAUUAAAACUGAUCUGCUGGGUGCCUUUGACUAUGAAGUGGGCCUGUCCAUAGGCCACUUAGCUUCGCUUUACAAUUACCAGAUGAAGAAGUAUCAUGAGGCCGAAAAGCUUUACCUGCGCAGCAUCGAUAUAAGCCUGCGCUUGUUUGGUCAUUCGUAUUCUGGCCUGGAGUAUGAUUAUUUGGGCCUGUGUCAUGUCUACGAGACGCUGCACAAUUUUGAAAAGUAUUUGCAGUAUGCGCACACCCUGGAAAACUGGCAGAUUCUGCGUGGCCAGAAUAUCACACAAAAUAAGUCUAGCUAUCCGGCCAUCGAGGAGGACUAUUCCAUUGAGGAGGUCAAGACCAAGUUCUUCAGCAUGUCGGCCUGCAACAAAACCUCCAGCAGCAGUCCAUAAAAAUCCCAAGUCAUGCUUUGAAAACAAACAUAAAAGAAAAAACCUGUGGAAAGUGUGUAGAGUGGAAGAAAUGAAGUAAAAGCGGCGGCAGAUAUAUUUUCGCUA
This is a messenger RNA of Drosophila serrata, 3168 nucleotides long. It is a transcript of the gene Pat1, whose product is annotated as Protein interacting with APP tail-1. Gene Ontology annotation, molecular function: ubiquitin-like ligase-substrate adaptor activity; protein binding. Gene Ontology annotation, cellular component: Cul2-RING ubiquitin ligase complex. The record is from RefSeq and is a predicted model, not a curated record. Lineage: Eukaryota; Metazoa; Arthropoda; Insecta; Diptera; Drosophilidae. Gene Ontology annotation, biological process: proteasome-mediated ubiquitin-dependent protein catabolic process; intracellular protein transport.